Molecule: messenger RNA, 1167 nt
Organism: Closterium sp. Yama58-4
Lineage: Eukaryota; Viridiplantae; Streptophyta; Zygnematophyceae; Desmidiales; Closteriaceae
Source: the annotation of a GenBank genome assembly
AUGUUGAAGCGGAAUCUAAACGUGCAAUACAUACCAAUUCAAAGAGGCGCGCGGCGGCUUUCUGCCCCGUCGCCCCCGCGUCGCCCCGCGCCGUUUCCUCGCCACGCGGCCCAUUCCCGUCGCCCGCGGCCCCCCAUUCCUGUCGCCCGCGGCCCCCCCGUUCCCGUCGCCCGCGGCCCCCCGUUCCCGUCGCCCGCGGCCCCCCGUUCCCGUCGCCCGCGGCCCCCCCGUUCCCGUCGCCCGCGGCCCCCCCGUUCCCGUCGCCCGCGGCCCCCCGUUCCCGUCGCCCGCGGCCCCCCCGUUCCCGUCGCCCGCGGCCCCCCGUUCCCGUCGCCCGCGGCCCCCCCGUUCCCGUCGCCCGCGGCCCCCCGUUCCCGUCGCCCGCGGCCCCCCCGUUCCCGUCGCCCGCGGCCCCCCGUUCCCGUCGCCCGCGGCCCCCCGUUCCCGUCGCCCGCGGCCCCCCGUUCCCGUCGCCCGCGGCCCCCCGUUCCCGUCGCCCGCGGCCCCCCGUUCCCGUCGCCCGCGGACCCUCGUUCCCGUCGCCCGCGGCCCCCCCCGUUCCUGUCGCCCGCGGCCCCCCGUUCCCGUCGCCCGCCACUGCAGCAGCCGCCCCUGGAGUCGCCCGCCACAGCAGCAGCCGCCCCUGGAGCCGCUCGCCACUGCAGCAGCCGCCCCUGGAGUCGCCCGCCACUGCAGCAGCCGCCCCUGGAGCCGCCCGCCACUGCAGCAGCCGCCCCUGGAGUCGCCCGCCACAGCAGCAGCCGCCCCUGGAGCCGCCCGCCACUGCAGCAGCCGCCCCUGGAGUCGCCCGCCACUGCAGCAGCCGCCCCUGGAGCCGCCCGCCACUGCAGCAGCCGCCCCUGGAGUCGCCCGCCACAGCAGCAGCCGCCCCUGGAGCCGCCCGCCACUGCAGCAGCCGCCCCUGGAGUCGCCCGCCACAGCAGCAGCCGCCCCUGGAGCCGCCCGCCACUGCAGCAGCCGCCCCUGGAGUCGCCCGCCACUGCAGCAGCCGCCCCUGGAGCCGCCCGCCGCUGCAGCAGCCGCCCCUGGCACCUGGAGCAGCCGCCCCUGCAGCAGCCGCCCUUGGCCCCUGGAGCAGCCGCCUCUGGACCUCUGCAGCAGCUGCCCGUGCUCUCUGCGCCCUCCCUGCAGUGGGGUGCUCAAUAG